This is a messenger RNA of Neoarius graeffei (lesser salmon catfish), 3276 nucleotides long. RefSeq names its product early growth response 1 (gene egr1). Gene Ontology annotation, molecular function: DNA-binding transcription factor activity, RNA polymerase II-specific; RNA polymerase II cis-regulatory region sequence-specific DNA binding. The record is from RefSeq and is a predicted model, not a curated record. Lineage: Eukaryota; Metazoa; Chordata; Actinopteri; Siluriformes; Ariidae. The transcript is spliced from 2 exons. Gene Ontology annotation, biological process: regulation of transcription by RNA polymerase II. The coding region runs from base 435 to 1985 and encodes 516 amino acids.
CUGAGAGCCCAAGCGACUCAACGGCUGAUAGAUAUAUAGAGAGAGAUAGAUAGCUGAUAGAAACAUAGCCUACUGUAGUGCGAUAAUAUAAUCUCUAAAUACAGUUUAAAACAUCAAAAGAGAAUUGAACUGAAAACAACAACAAUAGAUCAAGACCCCAUCUGGUGUCAAAAGGGUCCAUGUGUUAUGAUUAGAAGAACACACUAAAUCAUCCGUUUUGAGGGGGAAAAAAAAGUGGAUUUUCUUACCUUUUUGGACAAAACAAAAAGGAAGAAAGACACAGUGAGUGAGCAGGAGGAGGGUCAGCCAGAGAGAGGAAGAAGAGGCAACACAGCAAAGCAUCUUCACCGUUCUCAUCCCAGAGGGGCUACCUGCUGAUCUGUCAGUGCACACUACUCUCCUCUGCAAGCCACACACACUCCAUCCAGAGAGAGAUGGCUGCAGCCAAGACGGAGCUCCUUCCUGCUCUGCAGAUCUCAGACCACCUGAGCUUCCCUCACUCCCCCAUGGAUAACUACCCCAAGCUGGAGGAGAUGAUCAUGCUCAACUCUGCGGGCAUCCUGAACGCCUCCGCACCCGAGGGCACCGGCUUUGGCUCUGGGGAACCCGGCGAGCAGUAUGACCACCUGACUGGAGAUAGUCUUCCUGAAAUUACACUGAGCUGUGAGAAGUCCCUGGCUGACCAGAGUUAUGCCCCUCAGCGGCUGCCCCCCAUCUCCUACACGGGCCGCUUCACCCUCGAACCUGCCAACUGUAGCAACAGCUUGUGGGCGGAGCCUCUGUUCAGCCUGGUCAGUGGAUUGGUUGGUGUCAACCCACCCGCCACUUCCAUCACAUCUUCUUCAACUUCUCAAGUCACUCCCUCCUCUUCACCUGCUUCAACUUCAAGCUCGUCCUCCUCUUCCUCCUCCUCUUCAACAUCGUCCUCAUCGACAUCCAGCCCCAGCCUGAGCUGCUCGGUGCACCAGAGUGAGCCCAACCCCAUUUAUUCAGCCGCCCCAACCUACUCCAGUGCCAGCCCUGACAUCUUCCCUGAGCCUACUGCCAACUUCCCAUCAGCAGUGGGUAGCAACCUGCCAUACCCACCCCCAGCUUACCCCAGCAGCAAGGCAUGUGGUGCCAGCUUCCCUGUUCCCAUGAUCCCUGACUACCUGUUUCCCCAGCAGCAAAGUGAGAUUGGCCUGGCGCCGGCUGAGCAGAAGCCCUUUCAGACGCAGCAGCCUUCACUUACGCCGCUGUCUACUAUCAAGGCCUUUGCCACGCAGACAGGCUCACAGGAGCUCAAGAGCGUCUACCAGGCACAGCUCAUCAAGCCCAGCCGUGUGCGCAAGUACCCAAACCGGCCAAGCAAGACACCACCACACGAGCGGCCCUACGCCUGCCCUGUGGAGACGUGCGAGCGGCGUUUCUCUCGUUCCGAUGAGCUCACACGCCACAUCCGCAUUCAUACGGGCCAGAAACCUUUCCAGUGCCGUAUCUGCAUGCGCAACUUCAGCCGCAGCGACCACCUCACCACUCACAUCCGUACACACACCGGUGAGAAGCCCUUCGCCUGUGACAUCUGCGGACGCAAGUUUGCCCGCAGUGACGAGCGCAAGCGUCACACUAAGAUCCACCUGCGGCAGAAGGACAAGAAGGCUGACAAAGCCACCUCAGUCUCCACCACCAUCCAGAACUCCAUCACCUCUGUCUCCAUUUCAGUCCCCUCACCCGUGUCAAGCUACCCAUCUCCGAUCACCUCCUACCCCUCUCCAGUUUCAUCCUUCCCUUCUCCGGUAGCCUCCUGCUAUUCCUCUCCUGUCCAUACAUCCUACCCAUCUCCCUCCAUCGCCACCACUUACCCAUCUCCCUCCACCACCUUCCAGACCCCCGUGGCCACCUCCUUCCCCAACUCCAUUGCCAGUAACAUCUACAGUUCUCCGGUUACAACCCCACUGACCGAUAUGCAGGCAUCCCUUUCUCCACGGACAGCUGAAAUCUGCUGAGACUGUCCUCCAUGCCGUCUUCCUGGUCCUCCAUCACAUUUGCUCGCAUCUGAGAGGGUGAGAAAGUGUUAACAGACUUGUCAAUUUCCCCUUCUGCAAAAGCACUUUUUCUGGCCACACUCUCCUUGACGUUGAGUUAAGUAUUCGAACGGUCAAGGACUCAAAGACAUCUGAAAAGAAAAGGGACUUUCGUUCUUUUAUUCUCUUGCCUCAAAUGAGGCUUUCAAGACUUUUUAAGGACAACAAAGUAAAGCAACAGGCUUUGGCAAGUUUCUUCUGCGUGUAUAAAACAUAAAUAAGGAAAAAGGACCUUAUUGUUGUAAACUAAUGCCUGCAGGUUUCAAGCUCAAAUGUCCUCAACAGGCAUUUACAAACAGACAUUAAAUAAUAUACAUAAGCUACAGUAUAUGUAUAUUGUACAUGUGCCAUGUUUGAGGGGUUUUUGUUUGUUUGUUUGUUUGUUUGUUUCAUUUUUCGUACCAUUGUUGUGAAAAUUGAUUUGAAUAUUUUCAUUGUAUUAUCCUAAAUUGAGCAGGGCCAUAUUUUAUACCUUCUGUAGUACGUAGUGAAAAUGCUGUGAUAAGUUUUUUGACUCUGUUUGGAUAAAGAGCACUUACGUAUUCUGACGCAUGUGUAAGAGUAAUGUUACUUUCUCUUAUUUUGUAAAUAUCAUCCGCUGGUACUCUCUCUCUCUCUCUCUCUCUCUCUCUCAAAUGUGACAUCAAAAGAUCUGCUAAAUGGAGGGAAUUAUUACAAAGAAAAAAAAAAGCAUCAAAUCUUCAAAAUUUUCGGUGCCUUUUGAAAAGCCUUGCAGAUAUUCUGACAGAUACGCGCGAGUGGAUGCUUUGCAUCUGGCCUUAAGGUUUAAGGGAAUUUUUCUUUUUCUCCUUUUUUUUUUUUCCUUUAUUCAGAAAGUCAUUUCAAGGAACGAAGGGAAACAAUACGAGGGCACUGCUUCAUGUUUUUGGGAUGUAAGCAAAAAAGAAAUCUAUAUUUUUGUAACUGAAAUGUACAUAUCUACAGGAGUUGGAAUGCUGUAGUUACCUACUGAGUAGGCAUGGGAUUUUUUGUAUGUUAUUUACAUGCAGUCCAUUAUUUUGUUGUUAUUAUUUUUAUUUUGUAUUUGUGUUUGUUUAGAAAAGUGACUGUUUAUGGCUUCUAAACACAUUGAAUGCGCUUAACUGCCAAUGGGAUAUUUGAUGUACAAGAUAUCCUUCCUAAACAGAUACAUAAAUAAAAUAUAAAUAUAUAUACUAUAUAUUUAUAGUAUAUAUAUAUAUACAACGUUUAA